This is a messenger RNA of Prorocentrum cordatum, 5928 nucleotides long. NCBI's taxonomy places the organism in Eukaryota, Dinophyceae, Prorocentrales, Prorocentraceae. The record is from the annotation of a GenBank genome assembly.
ACUCUCAUGGUAAGCGGAGCGUGAUUGCUCCGGGACCUGCGCAUCAUAGGCCGCUGGGCUGGGCCGCCGCGCCCGGGCGCCCCGCGGCAGGCAGCGGCCAGCGCCGCUGCCGGAGGUCGCCGAGCCUCCCCUCCGCCGCCGCGGUCACCACCGCGGCUGUCGUGGCAGCCCACGACGACGCGCUCUCCGCCGCGCUGGCCGAGGGCACCUACCUGUACAGGCACGCUGCUGUUCAUCAUUUUCAACAUCCCCCCGAAGAUGUCCAUCUGGACAGGAACGGCAUCCCUCAGUACGCCGGGCAGCCGGAGUAUUUCAACGAGUAUGAGGAGCGCGCCUGGGACCUCUACCAUGGCAGGACGGGCGAGAAGUCGAAGCAGGCCGCGACGGCCCUGCACUUGCGCUCGGGCCUGUCUGGUCCUGCCUGCGAGGCCGUGCGCAAGCUCAAGCAUGACGAGCUGAUCGCCACUGACGAGUACGGCGAGUCCAAACCGGACGGGCUCACCCUCUUUCUUACGACGCUGAAGAAGGAAGUUCAGGACAUCGCGCCCGUCCGUAGCACCGAGAUCUUCGACAAGGCGCUGUAUGGCUCUUCGGUUUGGCGUGAUCGAAACGAGUCUAUGGCUAAUUACGUGACGAGGAGGCGAAAGGAGUUCGCCGAGUUGCAGGAGGUCAGCGCCAGCACGACGAUUUCGGAGGACAUCCAGGCCGCGCUGAUCCUCAGGUUCUGCGGUGUCAGUAUGAAGGAGCAGGCCGCGAUCCUCGCCUCCAACAAGAACGAGUACAACCUCGCGGGCAUCGAGUACGCUCUGAGGGCGCAGUACCCAGCGGUACAUCGUCAUCAGGGCCGACGCGCGGAUCGCCGAGAGCGGUCUGCCUACGCCUGCGCCGCGUCGGACCAGGACGAGAACCCGUCGGAGCUCGACAACGUCUACUACGAGGACGAGGACGAGGGCGGCUACUACCAGGGCGAGGAGGAGGAGUACGAGCACGGCGAGGACGACGAGUUCGACAUCGAGAACUACGUCGCGGAGAACCUCGACGAGCUCGGCCCCGAGGACGCCGAGGCCCUCGCCCUCGUCUUGCCGAGUCGCAACAAGAUCUUCAACAAGAAGAGGCCGCCUAGGCGAGUGACUUCAAGCAUCCACGGUCGUGGCAAGACCGGCGGGAAGGGGGGCCGCCGUGGAGGCGACAGGGGAUUGCCGAGCAGAUCGCCCGCGGGGCGAGGUGGCAGCAGCAGUUCGAGUAGCGCUGCCCCCGGCUACGACGACCGACAGCGCGACGCUCGCCGGCAGCGCAUCGCCAACCUGAAGAAGCGGACCCAGUGCUCCGACUGCCACCAGUUCGGGCACUGGCAGGGCGAUGAUGUUUGCCCUCGUCGGUCGGGCCGGAAGCCUACGUCGGCGUCUCCAGCCAAGAAGCCCGCUCAGAACUACUUUACGCUCGAGGAGUACGGGGACAACGACGACGACAGCGCGCCGUCCGAGGUCUUCAUGGUUCUGAAGGGCGAGAUGGAGCACGCCUGCGAGCACGUGGCCGACGACGCCUGCGAGAAGGGGCUUGAGCUGUGGAGCUACUUCAUGACGGUCCUGAUGGGCACGAAGUGGGGCCGCUUCCUGUUCCACAAGGAGUUCGCGAAGCGGAUCGCCAUGGUGGUCGACGCCCUGAUGGUUCAGGGUCGCCUCCCAUCUACGCAUUCGAGGAGGCGGGCGGCGGCGCCCGCGGCGCGACGCAUUACCGGCAAGCAGCGGCUAUUCGGCCGGCCGGCUGCAGGAGGCGAUAGACCACGUGCAUCUACACCGGCGGCCGCGUCUGCGGCCAGUUCUACGAGGCCGAGUGCUACUGGAUCAGCAUCGGCCGCACCACCUACACCCGAGAAGCGCAUCAUCAAGGUCGACCUGACCCAAGGCGACCCCGAGCCGAAGCCGGGACCGGAGCUGGCCUUCCUGUACGGCCUCCCGCUCCACCACAGCAUCGAGCUGGUGGAGUUCCCGGAGCUCGAUGGCGUCGACCAGCUCGACCCGGUCCCGUACCCAGCGGAGGUCAUCAACUUCGGCACGCACAAGGGGCGAACCUUCCAGGAUGCGGCGUCCGACCCGGCACUCAUCUGGUAUAACAAGUGGGCUCUGGAUCAGGCCUUGGUCCCCGAGGCGGAGGAUAUCAACCCCCAUGUGUACCGCUACGCGUACUUCCUUUACGCCAUCGUGAAGAUCGCGCGUGGCAAGUUCAACGUUGCCCCGCAGCAGAUGAUCGACAGCGACAAGAGGAGGCUCACCACCGACAACGACUGGAUGGAGGUCAACGCCGGCGGCUUCACCAUCCCGGUUCAGCCCAACAUCCAUCAGCCGGACGUCAUCUCCACCUACGAGUGCUCGGUCAUGGUCGCCACUACCGGCAACGCCUUCUCGGCGCACGACAACGACGCCGACGCCGUGCUCGCCGUCAUCGACACUGGCUGCACGCGCACCAUGCACGGCGAGUCGUGGCGGGCAGCCUUCGAGCGUAAGCUCGCGAGGCGCGGUCUUCAGGUAGUGAAGACCCCGACCUCCCGCACAUUCAGAGGGGUCGGCGGCCGCGCGAGGAGCAUCACGGCGGUUCGUUUUCCCGUGAGCAUCGGCGGGAAGUGCGGCGAGAUCUUGUCGUGUGAGGUGCCGGGCGACUGCCCGAUGCUGCUCAGCAGGGACAUGCUCACCACGCUCGGGCUGAGCAUGCGGCUCUCCACAGAGGGCGAUGUCGCCGACUUCGCCAACAUCGGCGUCUACAACCUGAAGCUCCAUCACACCAAGGUGGGCCACCCGGCGGUCAACCUCCUUGACCUGCCGAACGAGAGCUACGAGACGGCCGAUUGGGCGGCGCUGACGGUGCCCGAGGACCACCACCUCGAGUACUUCCCCGAGCAAUUCCACGUCGGCAUCACCUCCAUCGAGGAGAGCUCGGCUGAGCCUCUCCCCAGCUUCCUGGACAUCGAGAUCGGCGAGACCACGGACGACGAGUGCCUCCAGACUGUCGUCGACCACGACUACGGACCGGACGUCUUCGCCGCCGAGGCUAUCGAGUGGGGCGGCAAGCGCAACCUCACCAACAAGAAGUCCAAGAAGCUCGAGCACUCCCUGCAGGCCAUCGCCGUGCAGGACGAGGUGGUGCAGGCCGUCGUGGAGAAGCAUCCGCCGAGGGCCCGGCUGCCUGCCGGUGCCCGGACGUGGGUCAAGCAGACCUACGCCGGCCAGAUGGGUUUGACAGUGCUCAUGGCCGCGAUGGGCCUCUCGGUCGGCGUCCCGCUGGACAAGCACACGGGCUGGGGCGCUACCACCAGGCUGGGCAGGCAGAGGUACGACGCGGAGAUCACCAACGAGGAGCCGUACUGCCUCGUGGUCUCGCACCCCUGCUCGCCGUGGGGCAACUGGAGCAGAUUCAACAUGGCUCGUUGCCCGGAGUCCGAGAGGAAGAUCUUGGCCAAGCGCGAGGCGAACCGCCCUAUUCUCAGGCAGGUGGACUCCUCAGUGGACAGCCGAGUGCGGAGGGGCUUCCACGUGGCGCUGGAGCAUCCCCAGGGCUCCGAGGCCUUCGACCAGCCGGAGAUGUCAAGGACGGUCCAGACCUUCGUGGGCCAGUUCGACUGCGACGACGGACCAGGCCGCAACAGCACGCGGCUGGCCACGGAGGGGUGGUUGGGGGCGCGCUCGGAUCUGCCGGGCCAGGGCCUGAUGCAAAUUUCGAACUCGACGAGUUCAACUCCGAGGGCCAUCUACCACAGCAGCGGGUCGAUCCUCCACAACCGGCACACGAAGUACCACAACAGGCAUCACACGAAGUACCACAACAGGCAUCUCACGAAGUACCACAACAGGACGCCCAUCCACGAGGUGUUCUUCACCAGCGACUACAAGCCGGACCUGGCUGUCGCCUACGAGUGGCGUCGCACCGACUACGGCAUCAAGAAGUUCAUCGCCACGGACAUGCGUGGCCCUCGCUGGUCCAAGGUGCUUCGCCGCAUCACCAGGGACAUCAAGACGGGCAUCGUGAUCGAUGACAUCGACGUCAGAGGUCUUGCUCUUCGCGAUGCUCGCCUUCGCCGGCCUCUGCCUGGUGGCAUCACCGCGGUCGAGACCAUCUUCGUCCACACCGACGAGGACGUGGGCACGAACGACGCCGUCGAGUUCGCCUACCUCACCAAGGGCGCGGUCCGUUCCGAGAUCAGACUUCAAGAUCUCGCCCCAGAGCAGAGGAAGGAGUUCGACCAGGCCAUGGCCAAGGAGUGGCGCAGCUGGACCGAGUUCCAGGCCGUCGAGGUGCUGAGCUCCAACCAGGCCAAGGAGCUCCUCGACAGGGGUGCCUCCCCGGUUGGGACGCGCUGGGUUCACACGGACAAGAACGCCAAGAAGCGCAACCCCAAGCAGACCUACGACGACAUCCCGCUCGCUGCCAAGAGUCGGCUCGUCGUGCAGGGCUGCCAGGAACGAGGAGAUGAUAUCCGAGGCGACGCUCCUACUGCUAGCCUUUUGGCUUUCCACCUGGUCGCCAGUUACGCUGCCUCCCAUCGGUGGCAGGUAAGGGCAGCUGAUGCUGCGACGGCCUACCUGCAGUCCAAGGGCAUUGAGCGCAUUCUGCUUCUUCGAGCUCCUCGUCCUCCACCACCUGGAGUUCCGGAGGGGUCCUACAUGCGCGCUCGCGGCGCCAUCGGCACCAAGGACGCGGGCAGGCAGUGGUGGCUGCAUCUGCGCGCCACCCUCGUGGAGCAGGGUUGGCGCGAGUCCAUCUACGAGCCCUGCCUGUUCAUGCUCAGGGACAGCAUGGGCAAGCUCAUCGGCUUGCUGUGCACGCAUGUCGACGACCUCUUCGUCGCGGGCGCGGGCGAGCAGUUCGAGCGCGUGAUGGAUAUCAUCAAGGAUAAGAUUCACCUCUCCUUCCAGUCCGACACGUUCAGGUACUGCGGCAAGGUCGUGGAGCAGGACAGCCAGACCUUCGACAUCAAGAUCGGCCAGGCCGCCGCGGUCGAGGCGCUGGAGUACAUCGCCCUCGAGCCACACCGCCGGCGCAAGCCCAAUGCGCCGCUCACCCCGGAGGAGAUCUCUGCCCUCCGUAGCGGUGUUGGGUCGCUUGGCUGGGUAGCGCGGCAGACGCGCCCUGAUCUGGCCGUCCACGCUUCGCUUGGGGUUCAAUCCAUGAGUGGUCCCAAGAUCCGCGACAUCGUCGCAGUGAACCGUGCCAUCAAGAUGGCCAAGGACGACGUCGACUUCAAGCUGGUGUUCUCGUCCAGCCUGGACUGGGACAGCGCUAUCGUGUUCGGCUGCGGUGACAGCAGCCACGGCAACAUCGACGACCUGACGCUGGGCGAGAAGGUCAAGUCGCAGUGCGGCUACAUCAUCGGCAUGGCGUCGCCCGACCUCGAGAUGGACACUGCCGCGAUCAUCCACCCGCUGGAAUGGGCCAGUGCGACGAUCAAGCGAGUGGUUCGCGGGUCGCUCGCAGCUGAGUGCAAUGGUUUCCAGACGACGGCCGAGAGCGCGGAGUUCCUCAAGCAUGUGAUCGCCGAGAUCUCCGACCCCGGCUACUCGUCCUACCAGUUCGACCCGUUCUUCGACGGCAAGCACCUGCUGCUGCUGACGGACGCGAACGGCCUCGUCACCUCCUUGGAGAAGGACGGUGGUCAGCCCGCUGACAAGCGGGUGCGGAUUCUGAUGGCCCAGGUCCGCCAGCUGCUCGGACAUGACGUGCUGAAGCAGGAGCGCGAGGGUGAUGACUGGAGGAUGCGUGUCAGGUGGAUCGACACUAAGUUGAUGAUCGCGGACGCUUUGACGAAGGCCGAUGCUGAGAGGGGCUUCUUGCUCGAGCGGCUGACCGAGGGCCGCUGGUGCUUGGCCCAGACGGAGGAGAUGCUCGCUGCCAAGGCAGCGGCUGGUGAGGCGCGCCGUGCUCGCAAGGCCCGGCUAG